Molecule: messenger RNA, 2009 nt
Organism: Propithecus coquereli (Coquerel's sifaka)
Lineage: Eukaryota; Metazoa; Chordata; Mammalia; Primates; Indriidae
Gene: TMEM231
Product: transmembrane protein 231
Exons: 7
Coding region: 96-1046 (316 amino acids)
Biological process (GO): cilium assembly; regulation of protein localization
Cellular component (GO): ciliary transition zone; ciliary membrane
Source: RefSeq, a predicted model, not a curated record
ACCACGGCGAUGGCAACCAACAGAAGCCAAACUUGCUCUUCCGUCUCGAAUCGCCGCGGGGCCCCGGGCGGGAGGGGUGGCUGCGCGCAACGCUCAUGGCGCUCCACGAGCUCUUCUCUCACCCGGUCGAGCGCCGCUACCGCGCGGGGCUCUGCUCCAAAGCCGCGCUCUUCCUGCUGCUGGCCGCCGCGCUCACCUACAUCCCGCCGCUGCUGGUGGCCUUCCGGAGCCACGGCUUUUGGCUGAAGCGGAGCAGCUACGAGGAGCAGCCGACCGUGCGCUUCCAGCACCAGGUGCUGCUCGUGGCCCUGCUGGGACCCGAGCGCGGCGGGGUCCUCGCCUGGAGCACGUUCCCUGCCUUCAACCGGCUGCAGGGGGAUCGCCUGCGCGUCCCGCUCGUGUCGACGAGAGAAGAAGACAGGAACCAGGAUGGGAAAAUGGACAGGCUGCAUUUUAAACUGGAGCUUCCCCUGCAGUCUACAGAGCACGUUCUUGGUGUGCAGCUCAUCCUGAUGUUCUCCUACCAACUGCACAGGAUUUCGACGUUUGUGAUGCAGAGCAUGGCGUUUCUCCAGUCCUCCUUUGCCGUUCCUGGGUCCCAGUUAUAUGUGAAUGGAGACCUGAGGCUGCAGCAGAGGCAGCCGCUAAGCUAUGGUGGCCUAGAUGUCCGAUACAACGUGUCCGUGAUCAACGGGACCAGCCCUUUUGCCUGUGACUAUGACCUCACCCACAUUGUUGCUGCCUAUCAGGAAAGGAAUGUCACCACCAUCCUGGAUGACCCCAACCCCAUCUGGCUGGUGGGCAGGGCCGCUGAAGCCCCAUUUGUGAUUAAUGCUGUCAUCCGAUACCCUGUGGAAGUCAUUUCUUAUCAACCAGGAUUCUGGGAGAUGAUAAAGUUCGCCUGGGUCCAGUAUGUCAGUAUCCUGCUCAUCUUCCUCUGGGUGUCUGAAAGAAUCAAGAUAUUCGUGUUUCAGAAUCAGGUGGUGACCACAGUCCCUGCAAACGCAAUGCCCCGUGGAGAAGUGUAUAAGGAGCACUUAUCCUAAGAAGACCAUUUCUGAAGGCUCAGCAGGAACAAGACUACCUCACUGUUGUCUUCUGAGAACUGCCAUUGUACGACAUUUCUGCAGAAGCCCAAUGGACACCCGUGGGCUUCAGUGUUUUUCCCCUCAGACACAGAAACAGUUCUUUCUAAUUUUGCUCUGCACAAAUUCCAUGUGUUCUAAGCACCUACAAAUCCAUCAGGAAGUAAUUUAUAGAAAGGCCUGAGGGGUCCUUGGAGCCAUAAUUUGCCUUUGGUGGAGUUUUUUUGUUUUUUUUUUUUUUCCUGCCUUAGCCUUGAAUUUCAGGAGAAAAUUAUGGUUAGUUCAGACGUCUUGGAAAGAGUCCCAUCUCUAUUCAAGCAAAGACUUUUCCUCCCUGGAACUGAGAAACACAGCGUGCAUUUCUUCUCCCUGUUGUGAACCACUUUUUACUCUUUUCAGGGCUCUCGUGACAAAUAAUGUAAAUCACUAGCACUUUCCACUCCUGGGCAUCUCCGUUUCCCACUCAGAGCUGUGAUUUCCGGAACUGAGGCCUUUCACUGGAGCUGUGGAGGGAACGGGCACAAGCACUAGGGCCACUCAAGCUUGUGCGUGAGGGUGAGGAAGGACCCUGGGACCAUCCAGCUGCCCUCGCUCUAACAAACAAGCAGUCCAGCCAGAUUACCCCCGUGGCCAAGCAAGUGUCUGCAGGAGCUGGCACUCAGAGACUGAGUGUUCAGCCCCAUUCUCCUCCUGAGGACACGUGCAGUCUCCCCCAAGGACAGAGGGACCUUCGUUGUGAUCCCAAGCAUGUUGUUGGCACUGGAACGACAUAACCCCUAAGAUCCAUGCUUCAUGCCCAUUCACAAACACAGUGUGUGCCUUGGUUUACCUUGGAGAUCAGUUCUUAUUUCCAAAGCAUCUUUCUUUCAGGCUGACCAAAAUAAGAGUUUUGGAAACAAAACUAUUUUGAAGUAUUCAAGCAGA